Epinephelus moara (kelp grouper) is the source of this 4265-nucleotide messenger RNA. RefSeq names its product deoxyribodipyrimidine photo-lyase. Lineage: Eukaryota; Metazoa; Chordata; Actinopteri; Perciformes; Serranidae. The coding region runs from base 141 to 2732 and encodes 863 amino acids. Gene Ontology annotation, biological process: entrainment of circadian clock by photoperiod; circadian regulation of gene expression. Gene Ontology annotation, cellular component: nucleus; cytoplasm. The transcript has 9 exons. Gene Ontology annotation, molecular function: DNA binding; FAD binding. The record is from RefSeq and is a predicted model, not a curated record.
CGGUGCUGAGGGCUGGGUUCAGGACGUGGAGUGCAUUAUGUGUUAGAUAUCAGAGCCUAACCUAUGCACAAGACUUGGAUUAACUCACAGCAGCUUUGCAGCAUUUAGAGCUAUAAUUCUUCGUGACCGUUUACCUGAAGAUGCCUCCUUCAGCAGCGUCUGGAGCCGAAGAUGGUAAAGUCUUGGUGAGGAAGAUGUUGAGGGAAGUGCUGGUGGGUCGAGAGGAUCCAGAGGGGUUUUUCGUUAUGUGUGUGUCCGCUCUGGGGCACCAGGAGACCCGGUCACAGUUUCUGUCCCUCAUCCAGCCCCUGUCCACGGCCAACAGCUCCCUGCACUCCGUCCUCAGCUACAUCUACACAGAAUAUUUCAAUAAGACGGAAGAUGAUGAACUGGAACUUGCACUGGCUCGCUCUUUACUGGAAACGAAGGAUCACCAGCUGUCAACCCCUGGUCAAGAGUCCCGAUCACAGCAACCUGGAGACAGAUUGAAUCAGACCCAACUAACAGGUGUACUUGGCAGGAGAGAAAACACCAACCCACCACAAACUGGAGCCUGGGUCAAGACGAGCACAUCACAGACAACCCGAGAAACUGACGUUCAGAAAAGCACACGCGUUGAGACAACAGGGACAAGUCAGACUGUGUGUGUCUCCAGACUGUGUGGCUCACUUUCCAAGCACGACACGGUUGAAGAAGGUGAUCAAAUGAUGGAUGAUGGAGAUAUGAAUCCAUCAGAGAGACCAAAACGCUCAAAGAACAGGCGACAGCGCCGUAAAGGUGCUGGCCAGCAGGUCGUAGGUUUGCCCUGUUCUCCAUCAGCAACGCCACCAGUACUGCUGUGGUUCAGGAGGGACCUGAGACUCGGGGACAACCCUGCUCUCAUUGGCUCAUUGGAGGUUGGUGCGCCUGUCAUCCCUGUCUUCAUCUGGAGCGCUGAAGAAGAGGAGGGACCUGGGAUCACAGUGGCCAUGGGAGGAGCUUGUAAAUACUGGCUUCAUCAAGCAUUAUCCUGUUUCUCUUCAUCUCUGGAGCGCAUUGGCAGCCACCUUGUCUUCCUCAACGCAAAUGGAUCUUCUCUGCGUACCCUGAGGGAGCUAGUAAAAGAGACAGGGGCGAGAACAGUCUUGGCUAACGGCCUUUAUGAGCCCUGGCUGAAGGAGAGGGAUGAUGUGGUGGUGUCAGCCCUCCAGAAAGAUGGUGUUGAAUGCAGGAUGCUCCACUCGUACUGUCUCAGAGACCCUUACUCUGUCAGCACGGAGGGUGUGGGACUCAGAGGAAUAGGUUCAGUGUCUCACUUCAUGACCUGCUGCAAAGAAAACCCAGGGUCUGGGUUAGGAGCCCCCCUGGACCCUCCUGCAUCUCUCCCCACACCUGCCCAUUGGCCUCAGGGUGUCUCUUUGGACACACUAGGCCUGGCACGCAUGCCCCGCAGGAAGGAUGGCACAGUGAUUGACUGGGCAGCGAACAUUCGUAAAUCCUGGGAUUUCAGUGAAGAAGGAGCAUGUGCCCGGCUGGAGGCCUUUCUGAAUGAUGGUGUGUAUAGAUACGAAAAAGAGUCAGGUAGAGCAGAUGCACCAAAUACCAGCAGUCUGUCUCCCUACCUUCACUUUGGUCAGCUCAGCCCACGCUGGCUGUUGUGGGAUGCCAAAGGGGCACGCUGUCGAUCCCCAAAGUUCCAACGCAAACUUGCUUGGAGAGAUUUGGCUUACUGGCAGCUGACACUGUUUCCUGACCUCCCCUGGGAAUCCCUCAGACCUCCAUACAAGGCUUUACGGUGGAGCAAUGAUCGUGGCCACCUGAAGGCCUGGCAGAAAGGGCAAACAGGCUACCCUCUGGUGGACGCAGCCAUGAGGCAGCUGUGGCUUACAGGCUGGAUGAACAACUACAUGAGACAUGUGGUGGCAUCGUUUCUCAUAGCAUAUCUCUAUCUGCCCUGGCAAGAAGGUUACCGCUGGUUCCAGGACACCCUGGUGGAUGCAGAUGUUGCCAUAGAUGCUAUGAUGUGGCAGAAUGGAGGCAUGUGUGGUCUGGAUCACUGGAACUUUGUCAUGCACCCCGUCGAUGCAGCAAUGACCUGCGACCCCUAUGGCAGCUACGUGAGGAAGUGGUGUCCCGAACUUGCAGGUCUGCCCGAUGAGCUCAUUCACAAACCCUGGAAAUGUCCUGCGUCCAUGCUUCGACGUGCUGGUGUGGUCUUAGGCCAGACAUACCCAGAGAGAAUUGUCACAGACCUGGAGGAGAGGAGGAGUCAUUCUCUGCAAGAUGUAGCUCGGGCUCGGGUAGAGUUUGGACAGUACGUGGACAAGCGCACAGGCUCUGACUUGGUGCCCCUGCCCCCACGCCUGCUCUCUGAGACUCUGGGCUUAUCACACAGGGAUGGCGGUGUCGUGAGAGAGAGGAAACAGUUCCUGUUGCCCGUUAUCACCCGCAUGGAAUUUAAACACCAGCUAGAAGAUCCAGACGCAGAUGCCGCCUCAAAUCCUUACAAUGCUGUUCUAAAAGGAUACGUGAGCCGUAAGAGGGAUGAGACCAUUGCCUUCCUUAACGAGAGAGACUUUACUGCCAGUGUGAUGAACGAGGGAGUUCAGAGAAAAGAGAGGCUGGAGAGCGAUUAUCGCAGAAUGGAGGGACUUCCUCGACCUCCUGCGCCCCGGGGCAGGGCCAGACGAACUCCAACAGCCAAGGACAGGUUUUCUAUCGUACCUGGUGGGGCGGUCGCUUCACUCAGGUGACCCAGAGAUUAACGUUUACAGGAUCUACGUGACCAAACAGUUACUUGCCGUAAAAUGCACAAGUACAAAAUGUUACAGAACAAAAGUCUUGAAGUGCAAAGCCAAGGCAAGAACAAAAUCUACACUGGACCCACAAUCACCCAUCAGUAAUGUUCUGCUGGGAAACCUUGGGUCGCGUAGAUGCCACUGGACAUGCACCACCUUUCCAAAGCCAAGUACACCCCCUCAGGGCAGCGCAGUGCAGGACAUGGCCACACCACAAAAACUGUUGAGGAAUGGCCAAGGAUCAUGACAAAGAUCUCAAGUUUUCGACCUGGUCUCUUUAUUUCCUAGACCCCAAUCUAAGCGAACAUCUGUGGGGUGUACCAGUACCCAACCCUCCGGACUCAAUGGAUCCGCCGCCAACGCAGGGUGCCAGACACCAAAUGACACGCCCAGAGGUCCUAUGUCCAUACUUCUACAGGUCAGAGGCCCCACUGCGGAUUGGACUUGGCUCUGACCUGUAGAUGCAUCGAAUCAGGACUACUGGAGUACUGGUAUUUCCCACCAAUGGUUGAUCGGAUUUUGAAUUUUGGGAAUUUGGAGGCCAGGUUGACAGCUUGAGCUCUUUGUUGACGCAAUGGUGUCAAGUGGCAUCCUCAUGAACGUCAGGACCAUAGACUGUAUACAAAGAUAGACGACACAUCUCCACCUACCCCCAUGGUACAGGAGUGAAGCUAAAAUAUCCCAGAUACAGCCGCUGCCAUCUUCCUCUGGUGACAUAAUUUGGACCCAGAGUCUGCGCAGGAGCGAUCUCUGCGGUAUCAAGUUUCCCACUCAAACACCCAACCAAGACUGAAUGGUUUCCUAGCAGAACACAGCAUGUAACACUUUGAUCAGUGUUAUUCACUUCACCCGUCAGUAGUUUCAUUAUUGUUAAGGAAAUGCUCCUAACAUUUUGUACAUCUGGUAUUCAGUAUAAUCUCAGGUAUUUUACCAGCCUAGAUGAAAAACACUGGGUCAGCUCAGCCAAUGUACUUGACGUCAGUGCAGCUUCCUUUUCAGGGUCCAGUCUGUAUUUUUGAACACACAAAUCUGAGGCAUGUUUCACAUUAAUAUACACAAAUAUUACAGUUUUGGUCAUAAAUGGGGGGAAAGGUGGUCGGUGUUUCUCAGCAGAUCUUUUACAAAUUAAAGGCCUUUUUUUGUUUACAAACUGAUGUAAACAGCAUCAGGAACAUUUUAAUAAGUUGAGUGUUUGUAUUAAAUUAAGUCAACUUGGAGGUGGUAUCAGGCUCCAAUACAUUUUGAAUUUUGGUGUAGGGGCUACCUUUGGUUUACAUUUGUGUAAUGGGUUCCCACUUUGACUGGAAAUAUUUAUGUGGAUAUAAAUGGUUAGCGAAACUGUUGAUUCAAGUGUCUUACAUAUGUAAAGUGUGUGUGUGUGUGUGUUUUAACUGAAACUGUUUUAUGCAAAUAUCUAAAUAUGCAAAAACCAUUUAAACUAUGUGAUGCUCUGACAUAACCUCAGGCAUAUUACCUGUUCACUACCUG